UUAAUAUAUUUAUUGAUAUAAUAUGUAUAAUAUAAAUAAUUAGAUAAUUGGCCAAAUUAUUAUGCUGUAUACCUAAUUCGUGGUUACUUAAGUGAUGAAUAAUUUCGUUAGCUUUUCGAUGAGAUAUAUUAUUAUUUUAGUAUAAUAGAUAUUCAAUUUUGAUUUGAUUUUUUGUUUUGUUGAUUAAAAUGAGUAUAAUUAUCUAUUAUUUUUUAUGAUACAAAUACCUUAAUACCUAAUAUUAUUAAUUAUCGUGAAUCAAAUAAACAACAACAUCAUGUCAUUACCGGACAUUUCUUUGAACAAGCCAGAUUUAAAUCGAUCACAUCCUAUAAUUGUAAAUUUUACAAAACCUAUUCAAGACGGAGUUUUGAACCGUAGUACAUUGAUCAAAGGACUGACCAACUUGAUAAGACACGAGGAUAUUGAGAAUUAUUUCUGUUUUACUGAACUUGCUCUAAACAAUAUGGAUUUAAAAAACAUCGACAUCGUCGGUGAUUAUAUAUCUUUAAAAAAGUUGGAGAUACGUCAAAAUCUCAUACAAGAUUUAAACGCUUUAAAUAGUCUAAGCGACUUAGAGUACUUAGAUGUGUCUCACAAUUGUUUGAAACGAAUAUUGAAUUUUAAUCCACCAAAAAUGUUAUACCAUGUUGACUGCUCGAACAACACUAUCGAAAAUAUGGACGAUUUGUCUAAUUUUUGGAGCUUAGCAUACCUAGAUCUAUCAUUCAAUAACAUUAAACAUGUAAACGGUCUGUUGGAAUUAAAUCAUUUGACAUUUCUAAAUUUGUCUCACAAUGGUUUAAAGCAUAUAAAUUAUUCACUACCACACUCGUUAAUAGAUAUAAACUUGUCUUACAACAAUCUAGAAUGUAUACAAUUGGAUAUGUCUUCAAGUAUGUGUGAAAUACUCAACUUGUCGCAUAAUAAAUUAAAAUUGCUUGAUUUCCUAAAAAACGCCAAACAGUUGUCAGUAUUGAAUAUACAAGCGAAUAUGAUUGAUGAUGUGUUGCAAAUAGAAUAUAUAAAAACAUUAACAAAUCUUCGCGUUUUAAAUGUUGAAAACAACGAUUUUACGAGAAUAAAUAUUCAUAAACAAUUAAUAUUUUCAAAUAAUCUGCCUUUAAAAUCAACCGUUGAUCAGACAUUUAUAAAAAUUGAUGACCUGCAGAAGCUAAAUGAAGUGGAAAUUCAUUCAUUGCUUAUGGCAGAAAAGAAUGCAUUAAAAUCUACUGUGUUAGAACAUUUAUCGGGAAGAUCUUCUAUAAGCGCUCCAGGAAGUAAUUGUGGAUAUAAUUACAAUUUACUUCCGAUGGUAAUAUUGGUCGGUCCACCAAGAACUUACAAGAAUGAACUUUUGAAUAUAAUAUUAGCGAAGCACGCUGAUAAAUUUUAUCGAGCAGUUAUUUGUACGACGGACAAUAUGAUGUGUAAAAAUGGAGCAUUUAAAACAAUUUCAGUUCCAGAGUUCAAUAGAAUGAAUUCUUCUGGAGAGUUUGAGUUUAGUUACCAAUUCUUAGGGCAUUCUUAUGGUUUAAACAGAGAUGAAUUAUCCAAAUGUAAUAAUGAAAAUAAGGUAUUAAUCACAUUCACAAUUUUAGAAGGUGCAUUAGUUUUAAAAAAUAAAGGCUUUAAUCCAACGUUUGUGUUAGUAUUACCAGAAGACAAGUCAUUAUACCAAACAGACAUAAACAAUAGUAUAAAAAAAUAUUAUAUGAUUCAAAACGGUUUAAUAACUGACAAUCUGCAGAAGCCAACAUUAAAUGAAGGGACAGCUGGACAAUAUUUUAAUGAAAUAUAUAAUAACAGUAGUAGCCCAAACACUGAUGGUUUCUCAAUACAAUCGAAUGUUGCUGCAAUCUGUUCGUUUGAAACUAAUAAGAAUACUAUUGAAGAAAGUAAAACAAUUGUAUACACCAAUAAUGGUUUUAAAGAUGAUUUCAAUGAUCCAGCUUUGAAUGAUCCUUGUACAAUAUUUACUAAUGAAUGUAUGAACAAUCUAAACAUAUAUCACAACCUUUAUGAAAAAAGCUUAGACGUAUUUCAUUCUUUGGUUUAUAUUGAUAAUUUUCAAAAUGCAUCGAGAGAAAUAAUGAUGAUUAUGAUUGACGUUUAUAAUAAAUAUCAUAAUAAUAAAAGGACAAAAAUCCAAAAACAACCAAAUAAAAAAACGCUUGAGCACUUACAAGUUCGUUAUAAACUGUUAUGUAAUGAGCUUUACCAAUGAAUAUCAUCAAAUGUGUUGGACUAUUGUAGAGCGUUAUCACAAUCUAAUAAUCGUAUUCAUUCAUUCAAUAACAUAAUACAUUUUUUACAUCGUAUGUAUAAGUUACCAACUGUAUUGAUUAUAUUCCUAUAAAUCUAUAA
Messenger RNA from Aphis gossypii (cotton aphid), 2367 nucleotides. RefSeq names its product leucine-rich repeat and guanylate kinase domain-containing protein-like. The transcript has 9 exons. Bases 278 to 2227 code for a protein of 649 amino acids. The record is from RefSeq and is a predicted model, not a curated record. Gene Ontology annotation, molecular function: protein binding. NCBI's taxonomy places the organism in Eukaryota, Metazoa, Arthropoda, Insecta, Hemiptera, Aphididae.